CCGGGCGUCAGCACCAUGGACAGCAGCAGCAUCCCCACGAACGCCAGCAAUUGCACGGAGUCCUUCAUGCCCUCUUCAAGUUGCUUCCCAGCACCCAGCCCCGGUUCCUGGGUCAACUUGUCUCACUUUGAUAGCAACCUGUCCGACCCAUGCGGUCCGAACCGCACCGAGCUGGGCGGGAGCGACAGCCUGUGCCCUCCGACCGGCAGUCCUUCCAUGAUCACGGCCAUUACCAUUAUGGCCCUGUACUCUAUCGUAUGCGUGGUGGGUCUCUUCGGAAACUUUCUGGUCAUGUAUGUGAUUGUCAGAUACACCAAAAUGAAGACGGCCACCAACAUCUACAUUUUCAACCUUGCUCUGGCAGAUGCCUUAGCAACCAGUACCCUGCCUUUCCAGAGUGUCAAUUACCUGAUGGGAACAUGGCCGUUUGGAACCAUCCUCUGCAAGAUCGUGAUCUCCAUAGAUUACUACAAUAUGUUCACCAGCAUUUUCACCCUUUGCACCAUGAGUGUUGAUCGGUACAUCGCAGUCUGCCAUCCUGUCAAGGCCCUGGAUUUCCGUACUCCCCGCAAUGCCAAAAUUGUCAACGUUUGCAAUUGGAUCCUCUCUUCAGCCAUCGGUCUGCCUGUGAUGUUCAUGGCAACAACAAAAUACAGGCAUGGUUCCAUAGACUGUACACUAACAUUCUCUCACCCAACGUGGUACUGGGAAAAUCUGCUGAAAAUCUGUGUCUUCAUCUUCGCCUUCAUCAUGCCUGUCCUCAUCAUUACUGUGUGUUAUGGGCUGAUGAUCUUACGUCUCAAGAGUGUCCGCAUGCUCUCGGGCUCCAAAGAAAAGGACAGGAACCUGCGAAGAAUCACCAGGAUGGUGCUGGUGGUUGUGGCUGUGUUCAUCGUCUGCUGGACGCCCAUUCACAUUUACGUCAUCAUCAAAGCUUUGAUUACCAUCCCAGAAACUACUUUCCAGACAGUAUCCUGGCAUUUCUGCAUUGCUCUAGGUUACACAAACAGUUGCCUGAAUCCAGUCCUUUAUGCAUUUCUGGAUGAAAACUUCAAACGAUGCUUCAGAGAGUUCUGUAUCCCAACUUCGUCCACCAUUGAGCAACAAAACUCCACUCGAAUUCGUCAAAACACUAGAGAUCAUCCUUCCACUGCCAAUACAGUGGACAGAACUAACCACCAGAUCAGAGAUCCAAUAUCAAACCUUCCCAGGGUGUCUGUGUUCUGA
Messenger RNA from Choloepus didactylus (southern two-toed sloth), 1227 nucleotides. RefSeq names its product opioid receptor mu 1 (gene OPRM1). Gene Ontology annotation, cellular component: neuron projection; membrane. The record is from RefSeq and is a predicted model, not a curated record. Gene Ontology annotation, molecular function: G-protein alpha-subunit binding; neuropeptide binding; morphine receptor activity. Bases 16 to 1227 code for a protein of 403 amino acids. Gene Ontology annotation, biological process: G protein-coupled opioid receptor signaling pathway; sensory perception of pain; neuropeptide signaling pathway. Lineage: Eukaryota; Metazoa; Chordata; Mammalia; Pilosa; Megalonychidae. The transcript is spliced from 4 exons.